GCGGCCCGACCUGGCUCGCGGCUGGGAGCUGCCCGCACGGCCUCGGCUCCGGGCCGGCCCCGCUGAGAGGCGCCCGCGGCGGAGCGCGGCGGGCAGGCAGCGCGACGGGCAGCCCUCCGGCCGGCGGCGAUGGCGGCCGCGCUGGGGUCGCGGGCGGCGACGCGGCUCCUGUUCGCGGCGCUGCGGGGCCGCGGCCCGGGCGUGGAGGCCAUGUCAGCAGAUGCUCACUGGUUGACAGCAGAGGAGAGGAGCCAAGCUAUACUUGACCUUAAAGCAGCAGGAUGGUUGGAAUUAAAUGAGAGAGAUGCCAUCUACAAAGAGUUCUCCUUCAAAAAUUUUAAUCAGGCAUUUGGCUUUAUGUCCCGAGUUGCCCUACAAGCAGAGAAGAUGAAUCAUCACCCGGAAUGGUUCAAUGUGUAUAACAAGGUGCAGAUAACUCUCACCUCCCAUGACUGUGGUGCACUGACCAAAAAAGAUGUGAAACUGGCCAAGUUUAUUGAAAAAGCGGCUGCUUCUGUGUGAUUUCUUCCAAAAGGAAUGUGAAAUCUUAUUUCCACCUUGGGUGCAAUGUAUUUUGAAGGCAAUUUACAUGAUUAAAUAAAGUUGUGAAUUUAGUUCACCUUUUGAACUGUAUCAAUGUUGUAAAAUCAGUGCUUAAAUAUAAAAUGAUUUAAACUUGA
Molecule: messenger RNA, 680 nt
Organism: Manis pentadactyla (Chinese pangolin)
Lineage: Eukaryota; Metazoa; Chordata; Mammalia; Pholidota; Manidae
Gene: PCBD2
Product: pterin-4 alpha-carbinolamine dehydratase 2
Exons: 4
Coding region: 130-522 (130 amino acids)
Biological process (GO): tetrahydrobiopterin biosynthetic process
Molecular function (GO): 4-alpha-hydroxytetrahydrobiopterin dehydratase activity
Source: RefSeq, a predicted model, not a curated record